Messenger RNA from Trichobilharzia szidati, 4362 nucleotides. The record is from the annotation of a GenBank genome assembly. Lineage: Eukaryota; Metazoa; Platyhelminthes; Trematoda; Strigeidida; Schistosomatidae.
GUCAGAAUACCAACUUCAUCUAUAGCUAAACAUUUAAUCGAGAUGAUGUUAACUCAGCCUUUAAGGUCAUCUAUAAAAACGGUCAAGGACGUUUACUGAAAUACGCUGAGGCUAUAGCCAUUCAUAAACUUAAGCCCCCCUUGUGUAUUCAAAAACAGUUUGUUAUUACUCUUAACCUACCUUGGUAAUCCUUAUUUGAUUGGAUUACCAAACGUUGUGUUAAUCAUUCUUAAAUGGUUCUUUUUGUCACUUAGUUUAAUUUAACGUUUUUAUAUAUAUAUCGUCUUGACAAGUAAAUGUGUGAUCAGAUUGUUCGAAAUGUAUAACGCAAAUACACAUCACAUCGUUUUUCAGAUAAUCUCCGUCUUCUAAUAAUGCUAUCCAAAUAUAUAAGAGGGACUAAUUGUUUUAAAUUUUUGAAAAGAAGACUCCCUCCAUGCACUAUCAAACGGUUAGAUGGACGUCUUAACCUGAAGUGUAAAGUAGCAUCUGAAAAGUGACACAUUCCCGAAAGUAUUUUACAAAUCCCUUCCAUCUUUCAAGUAUUAUUCGCCUUACGAAAUCUCACAUUGACGAUUCUAAUGGGAAUUUAUGUGGACUAAUUGAACUCGAUUUAUUGUCAUGAAAUAUUGAUUGUCUGAUGUCUCCAUUAUUUGUCAAAGUAAGUUCAUUAAUUUUUGUAGCUCUGUCGUUGAUAAGACGAAUACUAGAGAAUACUAGAUUGAAAUUGCUUGGAUCUUGCACGUCUGACUUCCAAUUAAACCAGAUCCCAUUAAAUCCUGAUAAGUAUGUGACAAAUCUGUCAUCGGUUGAACUUUUAUUACAUGAAAAAGAGGUGCUGUCAAUUGGUUUCAAUUUCUCUAUCCCAUUAAACAAUAUUUCAGACUUAACAAUUGAUUCUCAGUUUGAAAAUUUGUAUGAUCAGUUGAGUUCUCUAACAACUUCUUCGACAGAUGACCGAAGUUGGUUGAAAGUUAAAUGUGUAGAUGUAGCACACCAAUUCCGUAAUUCAAGUCGGAAACAAAGAAGCAUUUUAACAUCAACUCAUUUUAAAUCCCUAAAGGAAUUACGUAAUAGAUCCGAUUUAGUUAUUUUGACACCUGACAAUGGAUCUGGUGUAGUUGUAAUGGACAGAAGCGAUUACAAAACAAAAAUGUUCUCAAUCCUUAAUGACAAAAGCAAAUUCAUAGCCGAUGUUCCUUCUGAUGAUAUCAGAAAAUUGGUAGGAAAAGUAACUUCUCGCUUAGUAGAACUUCGUGGAAUGGUCGUUAUCGAUAAACAGGAGUUUAAUUCCUUGAAGCCCAUGGUAUCUGACUACCCAAACCUCUGUGGUUUACCCAAGAUUCAUAAGGUUGAUAAUCCGUUACGUCCAAUUCUAUUAAUGUGUCACUCUCCUACACAUAAAUUAGCAAAAUGGUUAGCUGAUAUUUUAAGUCCAGUACGCAAUGAAUUAUGAGAAUCAUAAUCUCAUUCAAUCAUGGAUUCUAUGCCUACUACCGUUAUCUGAAGAUUCCAACGAAUUCAAUGCUCACUUACAAAAACGUUUAUCUAUUUUGACUGAUAUUAAAACUUCCAAUGUGUAGAAUUCAGUUCUUUCCUAUUCUCUUCUCUUCUCUUCUAUUCUUUUCUAUUGUGUUCUGUUCCGUGUUUUGUCCCCCAUAGUCCUGUAAUUUAUGCGUGCAAAUAAAAGAGGGGGAAAAGAAAGUGUAAUAUAUAUACAUAUUACUUUUACUACAAUGACAACAACAAUGUUAUAUUUAUUUCUGUACAUUCAUUUUCUUUUCAAAUAAAAGCAUUUAUUUUAUUAUUAAUAUUUCUUCUCUGUGUGUGUGUGUGUGUGACUACUUCUCAUGUUUCCUCAUUCAACUUGAAUUCACUGACUGAACCCAGUUGACUUUGCUGUUAAAAUUAAUUUUGUUUUUAGUAUCUAUGCUGCCAACGACGUCAUUGUCAACGUUGUUCGCCUCCUUCAACACUCCCGUAGUAUCGGAAGUUCGUAUUUUUAAAUGUCACAAUGAUGAUGAUGAUGAUGGUGAUGAGUAUUCGAUCAUUUCUAAGUGGAAUCAAAUUGACAUUCUACGUAAAGAUACUAUUACAUACACACGAACACAUUUAAUAAGGGUACCACGUAGUAAUCAUGAAAAAUUGCAGGUGAAAUAUGCCUCACAAUUACACUUCUCUUCAUUUGGGAAAGGUUAUCCUUCUAGUGUACAACAGAAUAAUGUACACACUGUUUGGGAUAUACAAACACCAGAUGGUUGUCAUAGAGCUGUAUGCAUCCAACCGGUUUCUUCUUCACCACCACGACAAGUAACGUCAAAUUCAUCAAAGUUUAUCACAGCUGAUUGUGAAGAAGCAAGUACUGUUGUACAAAUAUGGAUUAAUGGACGUCUUUCAAACAUUGUAAAACUUCCAACAACUCCUCCUAAUGCUCUUCAUGGUCGUGUAUAUCCUACAGAGGGUGGAUCAUUUCAUGGGGCUGCUUGGUCAAAGGCAAGAGAUAAAAUUGUCUAUCUUGCAGAAGAGGUGGCGCCUGGUGAUUCUUCAGAGUCUUGUGGAGGUGAUUCAUCCUUUGCAUUUCAAGAGGAUUGGGGAGAAGGCAAUGAAGGCGUGCAUAAACCAAUAAUAUGUGUACUCGAUAUCACCACUAAAACUGUUACACUGGCCCCACUGAAAGAAAAUAAUCUCAACUUGGCUUCAAAUGAACCAAUAUGGACUCCUGAUGAUGUUGGUAUUCUAUUCAUUGGUUAUCCAUUAAAAGCGUAUAAUCUCGGAAUUAAGUACUGUGUUCAACGUGUAUGUCGUCUUUACUUUUGGAAUAUGAAAAAUGCUACCAUCAAACCAAUCAGCAAUGCUGGUCGAUCAGUUCACUGUCCUCGAUUCUCUCCGAAUGGUGAAUAUUUAGUCUGGCUUGAAAAUCCUGUUGGUGGACCACAUGGACAAUGUUACGCCUUAAUGGGAAUGAUCUGGUCCUUGGAAGAUUUUCAACCUAAAAUUAUUAUCCCAAUUUUGAACAGUCGAUCAUCUGAAAAGGCUUACGAAUUCUCAGGACUUUAUUGUACACUAUCAGAACGUUGUUGGUCCAGUGAUAGUCGGCGUAUUGUAAUCUCAUCUUAUCACAAUGGAUUUAAAGAUAUAGGAUAUAUUGUUUCAGUGGCUGAGUCCAUUGCUCGAUCGAAACCUGUUAUACUCCAACUGCCUCAAUUGCAUUUAGCAGAUGAAGCGUGUGAACCAUCGUCAUUGAGUAUUUUAGACUUUUAUGAGGAUAUUUUAGUCUGCUGUACAACUUCUCCGAUUCAUCCACAUCAUUUAGCUGUAUUGAAUUUAAAAAAUCUAGAUGAUAGGAAUACGUCAUUUGAUCUUGCCCAACAUCGAUGGUUAAUACUUUCUGAUGGAAUGGACUUGAAACAGUCUUCUGUGCGUUCAGUGAAAGGUAUCGAUUGUGUUAUGCGUGGAGUUCUGCAUGUAAAUGAGAAUGGAACAUUCUCUUCUUGUUAUUAUUUACUUAUUCAUCCAAGACUUGAAGAGGAUGGUUCAAUCAAACAAAUAGACAUAUCUGAUUUCAAUUUUAACGAAGAUAUAAGUGAUCUGAUUGCCAACCGAUUGCAAGGUUUAAUUGUAAUGCCAAAUGGUGGUCCACAUUCUGUUUCAAGAUUGACAUGGUCAUCAAUGAUAACAAGUUUUUGUAUUUGUGGAUUUGCUUGCCUAUUAAUCAAUUAUACUGGAUCACUUGGUUAUGGUGAUGAGUUUAUUCAAGAUCUAAUCGGGCGUAUUGGCGAGAGAGAUGUAUCCGACUGUGUUCGCGCUACUAAAAGUGCUUUAGAGUAUCUUCAACAGUAUGAAUCCAAUUUGAAAGCAGUUUUAUUUGGUGGUUCUCAUGGUGGCUUUUUAAGCUUACAUUUAGCUGGACGAUAUAAUCAUCUGUUCAGUGCAGUUGUAACUCGUAAUCCUGUGACAAGCUUGAUCAGUAUGAUUCAUACAAGUGAUAUACCAGAUUGGUGUUUUACUGAGGCUGGUUUAACCGAUCCAGGUGAAUGGCCACUUGAUCAUCUUCUACCGACUACGAAUGAAUUAACUCGUUUAGCAGAUGUUUCACCAAUGAAAUAUUUAGAUGAUACAUGGUCUGUACCAUUAUUAAUGUUGUUAGGCGGUAAAGAUCGUCGUGUUCCAAAUAGUCAGGGAUUGACAUUUUGUCGAAAACUUAAAGCAUCAUGUCCAAAUAUCCCGUGUGAAAUUCGUUUAUAUCCUCAAGAUUCACAUGCAUUAGAUUCUCCAGCAUGUUCACUAGAUGUCUUUAUCACUACUGUGAAUUGGUUCUUCAAACACUUGAAGGAGAGGGAGAGACAGACAAACAGACAGUGA